GCACAAUGAACAGUGAACAAAAAUUGGAAUAUAUUAAUCAACAUAUUGGUGUCUAUCCAGAUUUCCCAAAAAAGGGCAUACUUUUCCGGGACAUUUUUGGCGCUCUAACUGAUGCCACAGCUUGUCAGUAUUUAAAAGAAGUGCUGCUGGAACACGUGCGUAAGACCAAUCCCAAUAUUGAUAUUAUCGUUGGCUUGGAAUCUCGUGGUUUUCUUUUCAAUUUGAUGCUAGCCGCUGAACUGGGAGUCGGUUGUGCACCCAUACGUAAGAAGGGCAAGUUGCCGGGUGAAUGUGUAUCUGUGGAAUAUACUUUGGAAUAUGGUUCGGACAUUUUUGAAAUGCAAAAAACUGCCAUUAAACCUGGACAAAAAGUUCUCAUUAUUGAUGAUCUGUUGGCCACCGGUGGUUCUCUAAGUGCUGCUGUGGAAUUGGUACGCAAAGCUGGCGGUGAAGUUGUACAAUGUUUGGUUGUUAUGGAAUUAGCAUUCCUUGAGGGUCGUAAGAAAUUGGAUGUCGAUGUUCAUUCGUUAUUAAAAUAUUAAAAUCAACACAAAUCAACGAUCAAAGACGACAUACAUAUGGCACUACGAAGCAAUAGAAGUUACCUGAAAUCAAGCAUUUACUAUUAUAAUUAUUACAAACACGAUUUUUAUCAGAAAUAAGUUUUUGAAAAGUUUACUUGUUUUAAAAUA
Messenger RNA from Musca vetustissima, 692 nucleotides. RefSeq names its product adenine phosphoribosyltransferase (gene Aprt). Gene Ontology annotation, cellular component: cytoplasm. The record is from RefSeq and is a predicted model, not a curated record. Gene Ontology annotation, molecular function: adenine binding; adenine phosphoribosyltransferase activity; AMP binding. The transcript has 3 exons. NCBI's taxonomy places the organism in Eukaryota, Metazoa, Arthropoda, Insecta, Diptera, Muscidae. The coding region runs from base 6 to 542 and encodes 178 amino acids. Gene Ontology annotation, biological process: adenine salvage; AMP salvage.